UCUUCCUUUUAAGUGGGAAUACAAUACUGGCCAAGAUCUCUUACAGUUAGUUUGGCAGAAAACAAAAAAUGGCUUCCACACAUGCAGCACUCCUUAAUGGCCUCGGAUCAGCCUUCCUGACUGGCGGCACAAAGAGCCGGGCUAGGCUUGCCACCCCUGUCGCCGCCAGGGUUGGUGGCGGCGCCGCCACCAAGAGGCUCAUUGCCGUCGCAGCUGCUGCAUCUAAGAAAUCCUGGAUCCCUGGUGUCAGAGGUGGCGGCAACCUCAUCGACCCUGAGUGGCUCGAUGGAUCGCUGCCGGGGGACUACGGGUUCGAUCCGCUAGGGCUGGGGAAGGAUCCGUCAUUCCUGAAAUGGUACAGAGAGGCAGAGCUGAUCCACGGGAGGUGGGCAAUGUUAGCUGUGGUCGGCAUCUUUGUCGGGCAAGCAUGGAGCGGCAUCCCCUGGUUUGAAGCCGGAGCAGACCCUGGCGCGGUGGCGCCGUUCUCUUUCGGCACUCUGCUCGGGACGCAGCUUCUGCUGAUGGGGUGGGUGGAGAGCAAGAGGUGGGUGGACUUCUUCAGCCCGGAUUCGCAGUCAGUGGAGUGGGCCACUCCAUGGUCGAAAACUGCAGAGAAUUUUUCGAAUGCAACGGGUGAGCAGGGAUAUCCUGGGGGGAAAUUCUUCGAUCCCCUGGCUUUGGCGGGGACACUUAAGGAUGGAGUUUAUGUACCUGAUGCGGAGAAGCUUGAGCGGCUGAAGCUGGCGGAGAUUAAGCAUGCCAGGAUUGCUAUGUUGGCUAUGCUUAUCUUCUACUUUGAGGCAGGGCAAGGGAAGACACCCCUUGGAGCCCUUGGCUUGUAAUUUUCUUUGUAUUGUUACUGUGUAAAGGAACUUUGUGGUUUAGAGAGAAUCGGGACCUGCAUUGAUUCUUGAUUUGGCA
Molecule: messenger RNA, 921 nt
Organism: Andrographis paniculata
Lineage: Eukaryota; Viridiplantae; Streptophyta; Magnoliopsida; Lamiales; Acanthaceae
Product: chlorophyll a-b binding protein CP24 10A, chloroplastic
Exons: 2
Coding region: 69-842 (257 amino acids)
Biological process (GO): response to light stimulus; photosynthesis, light harvesting in photosystem I
Cellular component (GO): membrane
Source: RefSeq, a predicted model, not a curated record